This is a messenger RNA of Wyeomyia smithii (pitcher-plant mosquito), 16219 nucleotides long. RefSeq lists its product as uncharacterized. Gene Ontology annotation, molecular function: RNA-DNA hybrid ribonuclease activity; nucleic acid binding. NCBI's taxonomy places the organism in Eukaryota, Metazoa, Arthropoda, Insecta, Diptera, Culicidae. The record is from RefSeq and is a predicted model, not a curated record. The transcript is spliced from 2 exons. The coding region runs from base 51 to 1580 and encodes 509 amino acids. Gene Ontology annotation, biological process: DNA replication, removal of RNA primer.
UAGUAGUUUUUUCUAGGAAGCAUGAACCUGCUCAGCUUCAAACACAAUUAAUGGGUAAAACGAUUUCUCAGGUUUUGGUACACAAAUAUCUUGGUGUCUGGUUCGACUCUAAAGGCACCUGGGGUUGUCACGUGAGGUAUCUGAUGAAAAAAUGUCAACAAAGAGUGAAUUUUCUUCGUACAAUAACCGGACAAUGGUGGGGAGCCCAUCCAGGAGACCUUAUAAGGCUUUACCAAACAACGAUAUUGUCUGUUAUUGAAUACGGGUGUUUCUGCUUCCGCUCCGCAGCAAACACACAUUUGAUCAAACUGGAGCGAAUACAAUAUCGUUGUUUGCGUAUCGCCUUAGGUUGCAUGCAGUCGACCCAUACGAUGAGUUUGGAGGUUUUAGCUGGAGUACUACCAUUGAAAAACCGCUUCUGGAGCCUGUCUUCUCGUAUUCUAAUCAAAUGUGAGGUCUUGAACCGUCCCGUGAUUGAAAAUUUUGAAAGGUUAAUCGAACUUCAUUCUCAAACCCGUUUUAUGACAUUGUAUUUCAAUCACAUGUCCCAAAAUAUUAACCCUUCUUCGAAUAUUCCAAAUCGUGUCGACUUAUCAAAUACUUCUGAUUCUACUGUGUUUUUCGAUACAUCCAUGAUAGAAGAAACUCGUGGAAUCCCGGAUCAUUUACGCGUGCAGCAGAUCCCUAAAAUUUUUUCCAAUAAAUAUCGAAACAUCAACUGCGACAAUAUGUACUACACUGACGGAUCACUUCUUGAUGGGUCCACUGGCUUCGGUAUCUUCAAUAACAAUUUAACCGUCUCCCAUAAGCUCGAUAAUCCUGCUUCUGUUUACGUCGCAGAAUUAGCUGCAAUUCAGUACACCCUAGGGAUUAUCGAAAAAAUGCCCACGGACCAUUAUUUCAUCUUUACGGACAGUCUCAGUUCCAUUGAGGCUCUCCGAUCGAUGAAAGAUGUUAAGCACUCUCCGUAUUUCCUGGGGAAAAUACGGGAACAUCUGAGUGCUUUAUCCGAAAAAUCUACUCAGAUUACCUUAGCGUGGGUCCCUUCUCACUGCUCGAUACCGGGUAAUGAGAAAGCGGACUCUUUGGCUAAGGUGGGCGCAACAAACGGUGAUAUUUAUGAAAGACCAAUUGCCUUUAAUGAAUUUUUCGCACUUGUACGUCAGAAUACGAUCAUCAGUUGGCAAAAUGCUUGGACCAGAGGGGAAUUGGGAAGGUGGUUACAUUCCAUAAUCCCCAAAGUAUCGACGAACCCGUGGUUCAAGGGGUUGGAUGUAGGUCGGGAUUUCAUUUGCGUGAUGUCCCGGCUUAUGUCCAAUCACUAUAGAUUUGACGCGCUCCUCCGUCGUGUUGGGCUCGGGGAAAGUGGUAUCUGUGCCUGUGGUGAAGGUUAUCACGACAUAGAGCAUGUGGUUUGGUCAUGCCCUGUACACCGUGACGCCAGGUCUAAAUUAAUAGCUUCCCUGCAGGCCGAGGGUAGACAGCCGGCUGUUCCUGUUCGUGAUGUCUUGGCGAGCCGUGACCUAUCCUACAUGUCCCUUAUAUACGUUUUCCUGAAAUCCAUCCACGCCCCAGUCUAGUCCCGUUCCCCUCCGUCUACACCCAACAAAACGACAAGAACACGUUUGAACCUUAAGCACAAAACCAGCAACCAGACCCCGCACAAUAGAACCAGGACCCAAGGACUACGAGCCUCUGUCCCAACUCACGACAUCGUGGCUCAGCAGAACGAAUCCAUACAUGCCAUUCGACGAUUAUCAGACGACCAUUGAACAACAAAACACUGAUUGGAAAUCCCAUGCUAGUUUUAAGCUAGACUUAAUUUCAGCUCGUAGUCGGCAGCGAGGAUAAAAAAUUUGGUUUAGUUUUUAAGUCAUCAGAUAUAAUUGGCGCCGUUAAACAUUAAAUUGUAUUUGUGCCGUGUCAAAUAAAUGUUAUGUGAAGAAAAAAAAAAUACACGCUCAUUAAGAACGCGAAAAAUUUUCGUAUUAAAUUCUUAUAGAACAGAAUAUGCCAUGGCCGGGCCAGUUAAUAGUAUGAUGAGUCUUUACAAUAAAUAUUGUGAAGUUAUUGAUUUAACGAUGUCACGAAAUGCUCUUAGAAAAAUAUUGAACACUAGGAUUACAUAACUAUAUUUGUGAUGUUAGCAAUAGUUUUUAAGAUGUAGUCUACUAUGAUUGACGAAAUAAAUAAAUAAAUAAAUGAUAAGUCUCCCGUCGGGGUCGCUCUGGAAUUAUAAUGUGUGACAAUGCAACCAAUUUCGUUGGCGCACGUCGUGAGCUAGAUGAAUUAAGAAUGCCGUUUAACAAUCAGAAUUUUGCUCGAACAGUUUCACAAGAAGUCGAUGGACAAUAUACAGUUCGAAUUUAUUCCCCCAAAAACGCCGAACUUUGGUGGCCUCUGGGAGGUCACUGUGAAGGCCAUCAAGGGCCAUCUUAAGAGAACCUUGGGAAAUACUGUAAUCAAUAAAGAAAUGUGCACGCUAACGGCCCAGAUCGAAGCUUGUCUCAAUUCCAGGCCGUUAACUCCGCUUUCCAGCGACCUCAAUGACUUAGAAAUAUUAACACCUGGCCAUUUCCUGGUACACCGACUGCUUACGGCAAUCCCAGAACCGUCUCUAGAGGAUUUAAAGGACACAAGAUUAUCGAGAUGGCAGCGGGUGCAGAAUUACCUGCAGCACAUCUGGCGGGGCUGGUCGACGCAAUAUUUAUCAGAGUUAAAUUCUCGCACAAAAUGGACCAGGCAACGAAACAAUUUGUUUGUUGGCACUAUGGUCCCUCCAUUGGAAUGGCGUAUGGGAAGGGCCAUUGAAGUUCACACUGGACAGGAUGGCAAAAUACGCGUGGUGAAAGUGCGUACUAAAUAUGUAAUUUACGUUCGAGGAAUCACCAAAGUGUGCAUUCUUCCGAUUUUUUUUCUCUGUGUGGACUCAUCACUGCGAUCAGAGACAUUUUGAUCUAUUGUGAUAUUGCCCAGGUGUUUUCUGUACUCCGCACUUCAUAUUAUUGGCAGUAUCACUAUUGAAGUGAAUGAUACGCUUUUUUUUAUUUAUAUCCGUGCUUGUGUGUGAGAGUUUACCCUUACAUUUCAAGCUUAUUGCUCUACUAUACCGAGCCUCUUUUCUAUCCUACCAAUAUCGCCAAAUUACAAUUCCCUGAACUGAGGCUACACCUAACGUUCCUCUCUGGCCAGGUUUAUUCUAAGAGGGACUUAUCAUGUCAAGAGGAAGGAGUCUUAUCGAAACCUCGUUCCGUGCCAAUAUCGCCAAUUACAAUUCCCUGUAGAGGGUAAAUAUUUCUGAAAUCAGUUUUAUUAUAAUAAGGACUUAUUUUGUCAAAAGGAAGGAGUCUUAUCGAACCUCGUUCCUCCUACCAACACCGCGUCACAAUCACAACUCCCUGAAGAGGCACUCAAUGCUACACCUCUGGUCAGGUUUAUUAAAAGUAGGACUUAUAUUUUUUUGUCAAGAGGAAGGAGUCGUAUCGAAACCUCGUUCCUCCAGCCAAGACCGUGUCAUAAUUACAAUUCCCUGAAGAGAACUAUUAUACGUUACUCAGAACAGUUUUAUUAUAAGAGGGACUUUUUUGUAAGGAUGAAAGUCAGCAAGGGUACUAUAGAAUUCAGCUUGAAGGAAGGGUAUGUAGUAGAGAGCCUGAGAAUGAACCCAUGUUAAAGUCCUUUGACAACCAAAUGGCCUGAUUCUACUAAGAUUCGAACCCACGGCCACUCGCUUAUCAAAGCGGACUCUGUAACCUUGCGGCUACGAAGCACUCUCAUUCUUCCGAUAGCAGACAAUGUAGACCAAUAGUAUCAACCUUGUCGCAGCCAAGGGCGCUGACGCGGCUUAUGGGCAUCCACGGUCAGUUAAUUCUUCCAGCUCGCUGUGGUUCCCGGAAUCCCGAGAAAUGUUGCUUCGAGUUAAUAUCAACUUACUGCCAUGCAUGUGUAUCCAGCUCAGCUCAGUUCCUGUCAUUAUUUUGUAUAAAGCGUCAAGUAUAUUGUGGAGGUUGAGGAACCUCCACGCAAAGUUAUGUGUCUCGCAUGUGCACCCUCUACGUGAAGUCAAACACUUUUGUUCCAUUAACAGAAACGUCAAAAUUACCACAAGGAUCAACCACUUAUCUGAAGUCCGAGAUCAAUUAAGAGGUUCAUCCAUUCCUCCCACCACCCAACGGGGAAAAGCACCAUUAAGAGAGAGGUCUAGUUGCAGACUGCAAUUCACCAACGGCGUGUUAGGCGCCAGCGGAGGCGGACGGCCUCCGCGUCCCAGGGAGGUUGUUUAAUAAUUGUUCAUAAGUUGUAAAAAAAUCCCUCUUAUUUGAUUCGUAGAUUUGUACCCGAUGUAAGGCCUUGGCAAAGGCUACCAACGAAACCGAAGAGAAAUCAUGAAGCUGACCGGCUACUAGCACCAGGAUGCACCCAGUGCCAGGAUAUAACCAGAGCCAGGACUCACAGGAUGCAGUUCUACUCAGGAUUGCUUCACCGAUCCAGCCCAGGAUAUGUUGUUUUGAGUUCCAGUUUUAGUAACCAGUUAAUAAGCGAUACAUUAGCUCGUUGCAUUAAUUAAGUUGUUUAUAAUUGUUAAUAAUGUACAAGUAAUUGAUUGUUAAUGUCAAGGUUGAUUUUGCCUUUCAAGGCGGCCGGUAUGAACGCGCCGACGCUUAAUUCUUCAGAACUAUUUUGCUCAGCCCACUGCACAGUGGGGAAGCGCUGGCCAUCAGCCAAAAAAACUUUUUUUUCGUUAGCUGUUUCAUAAUAUUUUUCCUUUAUUGCUAUAACUUUCAAGUGUCUAAAUCCAAAAUUUGGGCGCAAUAUCAUGAAAUCUGAAUUUUUUAUGACUUUUCAAAGCUCGACGAACUGACGUUUUGAAGUAGAAUACUUCUCUCAGGAAGUUCGGCUACAUAGGGAUGUGAUAUAUAAAUCUUAAACCGAAAAAAGUGAAAAAUAUGUCCAAUUUCAAAUGCUAAUAAAUCGGUUGGUAUCCGAUGGAUUUCCUUCGUUCUUGCAGCAAUCGAUUGGAAAAUCUUCUAAAAUUCUUCCCAAAAUAAGAUAAUUGUAAUUUUAUUAUUCACACUAUUGUACUAUUGAAAAUAGUCAAGCCUUGUCAAAACGAAAAAUACGACCACUGAUUGGUCGUUAUAUGAUUGCUUCCCAAGCACGGUCGACAGAAUCAUAUACCUUGCAAUUGAAAACAUGCUAUUUGGCCUAUAUAAGAGCCUGUUUCAGCCGAAGCCGCUCAUAAUAGUUCUAGACAGCGACAACAGCAGUCGUCCUUCCUUAGCAGCAGCACUAGCCCUGUGGUUGGUCACCACGUCUCAGAAGCAGCGCGGUUUUUCUCAGUGUGUAUCGCCAGACUGCCAUUAUUCCCCCCGUGUUGGGGCAGCAUGAAGAUUGCCAUCAUGAAAUCCAAUUUUGGAAAUCAAAAUGCCUUUUUCAAAGCAUAUAAACAAGUCAUUGAAAGUUAAUAAUUUUUGACAACGCAAACAAGAUUCUGUGUUGGAUCCUAGCAAUUUAAAUUUGUCGCACCCGUCUAAUUUACUGAAUGUGAAAUAGCUUCCACAGUGCAUGUUGUCCGUGUAUCUUAAUUCCCCCUAAUGUUAGGGCAGCUCAAAGGUUGUAAUCAGCAACCGAUUUUGAACCGCAAAAUGCUUCUUUCAAGGCAAAUCAACAAAUAAUUGAAGGUUAAUAAUUUUCUGGCAUCAACACGAGCAGACAUUCUGUGCGGGAUACAAUCAAAUUCUGUUGUAGUUGUCUAAUUUUGACUUUUACUUUAUUUAGUAAACCCCCACUGUAGGGGCAGCGCAAAGGCUGCGAUCAGCAUGACCGACUUUGAAUAACAAACUGCCCUGUUAGACCGCAUUCACAAAGACAGUUAGUUCGACUUUGCAGAGCUAAUAUGAAGUCGAUUCAAUCAAUCAACAUUAACAGAAUUUCGUCGUCUCCCAGCUGCCAAAUUGCAACAUGAUGCAACCAGUGAUGGAAACGAAACGAAUAUGAUGCAAUCGUCGUUUAUUCAUCAUACGUGCACUUCACGAAGGGUACAGGCCGGGACUAAAUUCGAAUCCUCUCAACCCAUAAUGAAAUGAUGAUAGGGUGCAUAGGUUACUGGGAGAAAACAAACACAUGACAAGACUACAUCAGCUCUGAGAAGCGAUUCGAUCGUUGCGUUUGUCUCUCCAUAGGCCGGUAGUUACGGGAAGAAAGGAUAGCAACCGGAGAAAAUUAUGUCGCCUGAACAGCAGCAGGGGUGUGGUGCGGUGAGAGGGAAUGUGUGGGGGAAGGAACUACUUUGGCAGUGGUUGAGUUUAAGCGAGAGUAGGAGAGCAUACACUGUCAUUUUCUUUCUUUUUCUGACAAAAAAUCAUAUUCAUGAGUCAAAAGAAUAAGGAUAUAACAAGUUCUGAUCGCUCUCUGUAACAGAGACGAAUAACUUCAUAUACCGAGUUGUGCACAUUGAGAACCACGUGUUGUGGUGUACACUAAUGAAUAGAGAUAUAUCGUAAAGAGGAAAGCAAAAAGAGUGCACCAGCACCGAUACUUUGUUUUUCGCAUACUGACGACGAUGUCAACGCAUCCUAGGCUUGUUUUAUAUGUAUUCAUUAAUCGCUAGAGGUGAUUUUUUUCCUUCGCUGGAUGCAACACGCAACAGCGAGCAAACGGAAUCGCUUGAUGUUACAAACCGCAAUAAGAUACGGGUUAAAACCGUUGCGCGUGUGAGAGCACCAUCGGUGUUUAUUCGCUGGAUACAAAAAUCAAAUGCGAAUUGUGAAUCAUUCGUCUCAAGAACAUUAAAAAAUGGUAAAACUGAACUGAAAGGCGUGGCCUAUUACGUAGCACCCUUCGGCUAUGAAAGAGUAUUUCUGGGAAAACUAGCUACAUUCAGUAGUCGGAAGGUGAGCUGGAUGGACCGUCCACAACGUUGACAGCAGUAGCAGCAAAUAUCGGCAAUCAGAAGUAACAGACCAGGCCAUAGCAGCGGGUUGCGCCUGUGGCUGCCUUCAAAUUAAACACUUGCCCUGUGGUUGGUCACCACGUCUCAGAAGCAGCGCGGUUCUUCUCCAUGUGUGUCGCCAGACUGCCAUUAUUCCCCCACUGUUGGGGCAACAAGAAGAUUGCCAUCAGGAAAUCCAAUUUUGGAAUUAAAAAUGCCUUUUUCAAGGCAAAUAAACAAGUCACUGAAAGUUAAUAAUUUUUUGACAUCGCAAGCAAGCAUUCUGUGUUGGAUCCUAGCAAUUUAAAUCUGUCGCACCCGUCGAAUCUACUGAAUGUGAAAUAGCUUCCACAGUGCAUGUUGUUCGUGUAUCUUAAUUCCCCCACUGUUAGGGCAGCUCAAAGGUUGCGAUCAGCAUAACCGACUUUGAAUAAUAAACUGCCCUGUUAGAACGCAUUCACAAAGACAGUUAGUUCGACUAUGCAGAGCUAAUAUGAAGUCGAUUCAGUCAAUCAGCAUUAACAGAAUUUCUUCGUCUCCCAGCUGCCAAGUUGCAACAUGAUGCAACACGCAACAGCGAGCAAACGAAAUCGCUUGAUGUUACAAGCCGCAAUAAGAUACGGGUUAAAACCGUUGCGUGUGUGAGAGCACCAUCGAUGUUUAUUCGCUAGAUUCAAAAAUCAUAUGCGAAUUGUCGAAUAAUUUGUCUGAAGAACAUUAGGGAAUGGAACAACUCAACUGAAAGGCGGGGCCUAUUUCGUAGCGCCCUUCGGCUAUAAAAAAGUGUUUCUGGGAAAACUAGCUACAUUCAUUAGUCGGAAGGUGAGCUGGAUGGACCGUCCGGGUUGCGCCUGUGGCUGCCUUCAAGUUAAACAAAUCACUUGCCCUGUGGUUGGUCACCACGCCUCAGGCCUCUGCUUAAGAACGAACGCCAACGCGAGCGAUCGGGCGAGAUUUUUGCCGUACAUCAGCCGGCACUUCCUCUAAUGGAAAAGUUGGAUCAUUUUGUUCAGAAGAAUAUUACUGUUGGUAAUAUUACAGAGAUGCGAUUGCACUUUAUCCUAUAUGGAAUUGAACAAUUGUUCUUUUGAGGACAAAUAAAACACUUAUUUUGAAGAGUUAAUAGUUUUGGGUACCAGUAGCAGUAUGGUACAGCCUCAGCGGUAGGUGUAGCCGGUACUUCCGUGAGGCGGAUGUUAUAAGGAAGUAAAUGGAAGCGGCACGGCGAAACAGUUCGGGUGUGCUUAGACGCGCGUCAUUUUCCGUUGUUGAUAUUAUUCCCCACAUGAAACGACUCGCUUUCGUACGAUAGCGGCGGUACUAGCGGUAGAUGCAUUUGCCAACACUUACUCCAGUAAAGCCGUGUCUAAUUUUCAAUGUGAAAACACCUUUCUAUUGUGUUGGCCGUGCGCAUUAGGCCUCUGCCAGGCUAAACGCGAAAAGCGGUGUGAGCCGAUUCGCCCGGCCGUAGGUUAAUGUACAGCCGUAAGUAAGCAAAGCAGAGCCUUGGUGCUACAUUCCUAUUCGGAACUUGACCUUCUGUUUACUAUACACAGGCUUCGCAGCCAACCGUUAAGUGUACAGGACAAUUGCGGGGCUAGCGCUACGAUCCUACUGACACUAACAGUCUCUCCCGAGACAAGACUCGAACCUACGACGACUGGCUUGUUAGGCCAGCAUCGUACCUCGAGACCAGCUGGGUAGGACAGCCGUAAGUAGAGCUGUGUAAAAGUAUUCUACUUCAACCUUGCGGUCGUGGCUUUUUGUCUUUGUUUUUGAAAAAAAAGUACAUUACUUUGAAACGUUCUGUAGCUUCAAUGAUAGCUUGGAUUUUUUAGCUUAAAAGUUUAGUUGCCGCAGUUUGCCACGGUUGUGACUACAUUCAAAAUUUAUGUAAAAACGUAAGCUUUCAAAUGCAUACUGUCCGCUGUUGCGCAAAACUGCGCAAAUUGUCACUUUAGUGAAAAAAAACGAUAGCAGAUUUUUUUAGUUUUUAUUUUUGAAGUUGAAAUUUCAUCCAGGAUUAAUUUUAACCCUCUAGUGCCCAAGUUAAUUUCUAGGCGAGCCUCGGUAAAAUCACUAUGAAUCGUUAUAAACACUCUUUAAGUAUUUGUUGAAGCUUUUUAGAGUUGUGACUGAAGCCCGCCAAAUGGCGGCAUUGGGCACUAGAGGGAUAAUCAUAACCAUGAUACCCCAUUAAUGAAUAUUUAUGGUAUCGUACUCAAUCCGUAUGGAUAAAAUAUAAAUUUUACGAAAAUCACAAAAUUUAUCAAUGAGAAGUUAUGAAAUAAGUGUUAAACAAGAAAACAGUAAACAAAGCUUUAUGAAAUUUUAUUUAUGUCAAACUUUAUCACUUGCUGCAAACUUAAAACAAUAUUAAAAACAUUCAGCCCUUUUCAAUUUAUGAUCAUGAAGUUCGCUAAACUGAUUGAAGUAUCAAAUACUAGCAGCAAAUUCAUACCAUCAAAAUCCUUGAACAAUAGUCCGUUUGAAGAUUGCUUUUACUUCGCACUCGUUUUCAUACAAAAGUAAAGCACACAUUUUGCUUUAUGAGAAAAAAACAAAAAAUAGUCGUCGCCCUUGCAUCUUUUCGUAUUCAUUUAGAACGUUGUGUCAUUCCAGUGUCUUGGUUUUCAAAUUCAUAAAUUCGUUGAAUUUUAUUAUUGAGCCUUCAACUUCAGCAGCACCACCUAAUUCAAUGUCUAGUAAGUUGUCAAUUCAUGGUGUUAUACAUGUAUUUAAAUGUCCUCUUUCAACCAUAGAAACCGGAUUAGGAAGAUAACAUAUAUAUAUGUAACAAUGAAAAUCGAAAAUCACUAGAAAAAAUGAAAAUUGCAGCGAAAGACAUUUUUCCUGUUGAAACUUAUCAUGAACUUCAAAUUUUCUGGAAACAAUUCAACACAAGUUUUAAGCGAUCACAGCGGAAGAUGAUGAUGAAUUUUUCAAUUUGUAAUUAGUUUGUAUUACUUGUUGUUUUAGUCUAUUUAAAAAAAUAUAUAUAUUUAGGAAAAAUUUGUUUAGUUCGAGGGGUCGUCCAUAAUUCACGUUUUUUUUUUUCAAUGAGGAGGACGCCCGGUGGCACCACCUGUGGUCAAAGAUCAUAUAACUCUAUAAAAAUAAAAAAAAAGUGCCAAAAAAUAUUAAAAAUUGGAUUUCGUGCUUUAUGGACGGCCCCAAACAAAAAUGGAUGCCAAAUUCGUAUUCAGCGCCCCAAAAUUAUGCAUAUACCAAGUUGUUGUCGCAUUUAUCGACACUUUUUUUGCUUGGCCAGCCUUUGUAUGGAGUCGCCCCACUGUGCACUGUUAAUUAAUGCAUGCUAUAAGAAACGAUAAAAGUAGCUCAAUUCUCUAUUGUUCAGUCACCCGAGUACUUGUAAUUUAAAUCUCAAUGCUCUCCGAUCACACGCGAGAGCCGGAAGCCAAUUUGCAUAUUGCCAGUUCAUUCGAGAUCGAAAUCAAAUGUACAGAUCAUUACAAAAUAAAUCGUCAGCUUGACCAGUCGUGUUUUUUGCCCCCUAAAAUUGUACAAAUUUAAUCAUUUAAAUACAGUCCGCUGAAGUAAGAAAUCAAAUUUCUGACGAGAAAGUCCCAGAAUUGAACAAUGGGUAUUUCUGGAAUCGUAGUGAUGCACUGGAGCCACAAAUCGACUUCAGACAACAUUUUGAAUUGUAAGAUGGCAACUUCCGGCUUCUAGAAAACAGCCUGACAUGGACGAUUCCCAUCAAACAUGAGUAUCUCUGGAACCAGAAAGCUGCACAGAAGCUGGAAAUUGACCACAGACACAAUCUUUAAUUUCAAGAUGGUGACUUCCAGUGCCUUGCAAACAGCCGAAAAUGAUCGAAUAACACCUAAUAUGGGUGUUUCUUCAACCAGAAUGACGCUCAGAGGCCAGAAAUUAUCUUAAAUACCAUUUUGUAAUCCAAGAUGGCAAUUUCCGGUUUGUGAAAACAGCCUAAAAUAACCAAAUAUCAUCCAAUACAUGGACCCUGGACACCAUUUUGAAUUUAAAGACGACCACUUUUAGUUUCUGGAAAACAACCAAAUUCACUGAAUACCUCCCAAUAUGGGUAUUUCCGGUGUCAGAUUGAUGCCAGAAAAUCUCCUGAAUAAGAAUAUAUUCAGAAUUAAGGUGAUGUACAGAAGCCAAAAGUCGAGGAUGUUGUCAUUUCGAUAAAACCAAUCAUUUCAAACGAUUUGUUAUUUGACUUAGAUCGUAUCCAGUCUUUAAACACAUCGCAAGGAAUCAAUGAAUUUGGAAACCCACCACUUACAACGAAUUGUAUGGAGAGAUGAUCCUUCAAAAACUGUUCGGACGUAUGAACUACUGACAGUGACAUAUGGUACGUCCCCUGCACCAUAUUUGGCUACUCGUUGCCUAAAGCGAUUGGUGGAAGAUUUGGCAUCAAAUAACCCCACUGUAUCAGAAACGAUUCUCGAUAAUUUUUAUGUCAAUGAUCUUUUGAAAAGUGUCGACAGUAUCGCUGAUGGUCAAAAGAUUUGUGCGGAACUGAUAACGCUGCUGAGUUCUGCUGGGUUCACUCUACGCAAAUGGAGCUCCAAUUCACGAGAAAUACUAGACCAAAUACCUCAACACUUAGGAGACGAGCGCAUGACUAUGGAUAUCGAAUCCUCAGAAGUAAAAACACUAGGAGCCGCGAUCGGAUAUCUUCAAAUUUUCUGUUCCUGUGUGGAGUUCUGCUACAGAGAUCAACAAAAGAAUUAUAUUGUCUGAUUGUGCGGAACUGUUUGACCCACUCGGUUUAGUUGGGCCCGUUAUCGUCCGAGCUAAAGUAUUUCUUCAGGAUCUUUAGAAAUCAAAGUUUUCUUGGAAUGAAACUAUUACUGGAGAGCUUCGAUCCUGGUGGCUAGAAUACCGAGAGAUCAUUUCAGACCUCACUCGUAUCAAGGUUCCUAGAUGGAUAGGUUUUGGUAGUGACACUGUAUCCGCAGAACUCCAUGGCUUUUGCGAUGCGUCUGGAAAGGCAUAUUGCGCAUGUUUUUACCUUCGCUGCACAUCAGUUGACGAUAGUGUUCGAGUUUUGCUGUUGACAUCGACAUCGCGAGUUGCUCCUCUCGAUGACGUCACGAAGAAAAGGAAAAAAACCACCAUUCCCCGUUUGCAGUUAACCUCCGCACAAGUUUGCAGUCACUUGUUUGAAAAGGUUGUCCAAGGAAUAAAUAUCACCGCCCAACCGUAUUUUUGGACGGACUCGAUGAUCACAAAAUGUUGGCUCUCUUCUCCCCCCGUUGGAACAUAUUUGUCGCUAACCGAGUGUCAGAAAUCCAACAUAUCACACGAAAUGGAAUUUGUAACCAUAUUUCAGGAUCAGAGAAUCCUGCCGAUGUCUUGUCACGUGGAAUGACUCCGGAUCAAUUAACAGAUCAUCAAAUCUGGUGGCAAGGGCCAUCAUGGCUACAUCUGGGUAAGGAGUACUGGCCAAGAACAGCACAAAUCCAUGUCAACGGCGUAGACCCUACUCUCUUGGAAGAAAGAACAACCUAUCAAUGCUCAGUCAAAUUAUUCCGCCUAGUCCGAUUUUUGAUUCAAGAUCAUCGUUUACGGACACUUUCCGAAUUGCUGCACUGUUGUUAAGGUUUAAAUUCAACUGCACACACAAGCAAGGUCGCAGACUAGGGUUUCUGACAUGUCAAGAAAAAGAAGAGGCACUCUCCGCACUGAUCUCGUUGGCUCAACGAGAAUGUUUUGUAGAGGAUAUAGACGAAAUCCAAUGAAUUGGUGAAGUGAAGACAUCGUCAAGACUUAAGUCACUAGCCCCUCGUCUAGUUGACGGAUUACUCCUGGUAGGCGGACGGCUUAAAAAUGCUCGAAUAGCUGAUAGUCGAAUGCAUCCUAUUAUAUUGGCGUCCUGCCACCCGUUGACUACUAUUCUUGUGGCAUACCACCAUCGAAAACUUCUUCAUGCAGGACCCCAACUCGUUCUUUCCAGCAUUCGUGAACGAUAUUGGCCACUUUCGGCACGUAGUAUGGUGCGCAAAGUUAUUCAUCAAAACCUAAAUCUCACGAGCAGCUGAUGGGAGAUCUACCCAUAGAGCGUGUCACUCCUGCUCCUCCCUUUCAAAGAGCAGGUGUCGAUUAUUGUGGACCAUUCCAAACUCGUUACCCUACCAAAAGGGAAAACCGAUUAAGUGCUCUAUUGCGGUAUUUGUAUGCCUUGUCAUGAAGGCUAUUCACCUAGAAGUUGUCGCAGAUCUAACCACCAACCAGCAAUCGUUCAUUGCUGCACUGAAACGAUUUGUCUCCCGUCGGGGUCGCCCUGAAAUUAUAAUGUGUGACAAUGCAACCAAUUUCGUUGGCGCACGUCGUGAGCUAGAUGAAUUAAGAAUGCCGUUUAACAAUUAGAAUUUUGCUCGAACAGUUUCACAAAAAGCCGCGAUGGACAAUAUACAGUUCAAAUUUAUUCCCCCAAAAACGCCGAACUUCGGUGGCUUCUAGGAGGCCGCUGUGAAGGCUAUCAAGGGCCAUCUUAGGAGAACCUUGGGAAAUACUGUAAUCACUUACGAAGAAAUGUGCACGCUAACGGCCCAGAUCGAAGCUUGUCUCAAUUCCAGGCCGUUUACUCCGCUUUCCAGCGACCCCAAUGACUUAGAAAUAUUAACACCUGGCCAUUUCCUGGUACACCGACUGCUUACGGCAAUCCCAGAACCGUCUCUAGAGGAUUUGAAGAGGAUUUAUAAGAGUUAAGUUCUCGCACAAAAUUGACCAGGCAACGAAACAAUUUGUUUGUUGGCACUAUGGUCCUUCCAUUGUAAUGGCGUAUGGGAAGGGUCAUUGAAGUUCACACUGGACAGGAUAGCAAAAUACGCGUGGUGAAAGUGCGUACUAAAUAUGUAAUUUACGUUCGAGGAAUCACCAAAGUGUGCAUUCUUCCGAUAGCAGACAAUGUAGACCAAUAGUAUCAACCCACAAGAACCACUGUCUUGUCGCACCCAAGGGCGCUGCCGCGGCUUAUAGGCAUCCGUGGUCAGUUAAUUUCUCCAGCUCGCUGUGGUUCCCGGAAUCCGGAGAACUGUUGCUUUAAGUUAAUAUCAACUUACUGCCAUGCAUGUGUAUCCAGCUCAGCUCAGUUCCUGUCAUUAUUUUGUAUAAAGCGUCAAGUAUAUUGUGGAGGUUGAGGAACCUCCACGCAAAGUUAUAUGUCUCGCAUGUGCACCCUCUACAUGAAGUCAAACACUUUUGUUCCAUUAACAGAAACGUCAAAAUUACCACAAGGAUCAACCACCUAUCUGAAGUCCGAGAUCAACUAAGAGGUUCGUUCAUUCCUCCCACCUCCCAACGGUGAAAAGCACCAUUAAGAGAAAGGUCUAGUUGCAGACUGCAAUUCACCAACGGCGUGUUAGGCGCCAGCGGAGGCGGACGGCCUCCGCGUCCCAGGGAAAUUUGUACCCGAUGGAAGGCAGCGCCAGGAUGCACCCAGUGCCAGGAUACAACCAGCGCCAGGACUCACAGGAUGCAGUUCCACUGAAGAUUGCUUCGCCGAUCCAGCCCAGGAUAUGAUGUUUUGAGUUCCAGUUUUAGUAACCAGUUAAUAAGCGAUACAUUAGCUCGUUGCAUUAAUUAAGUUGUUUAUAACUGUUAAUAAUGUACAAGUAAUUGAUUGUUAAUGUUAAGGUUGAAAUUUGCCUUUCAAGGCGGCCGGUAUGAACGCGCCGACGCUUAAUUCUUCAGAACUAUUUUGCUCAGCCCACUGUUAGUUUAUGCAUGCUAUAAGAAACGAUAAAAGUAGCUCAAUUCUCUAUUGUUCAGUCACCCGAGUACUUGUAAUUAAAAUCUCAAUGCUCUCCGAUCACACGCGAGAGCCGAAAGCCAAUUUGCAUAUUGCCAGUUCAUUCGAGAUCGAAAUCAAAUGUACAGAUCAUUACAGAAUAAAUCGUCAGCUUGACCAGUCGUGUUUUUGCCCCCUAAAAUUGAACAAAUUUAAUCAUUUAAAUACAGUCCGCCAAAGUAAGAAAUUGAAUUCCUGACGAGAAGUCGCAGAAUUGAACAAUGGGUAUUUCCAGAUUCGUAAUGAUGGACUGGAGCUACAAAUCGACUUCAGACAACAUUUUGAAUUGUAAGAUGGCAACUUCCGGUUUCUAGAAAACAGCCUGACAUGGACGAUUCCCAUCAAACAUGAGUAUCUCUGGAACCAGAAAGCUGCACAGAAGCUGGAAAUUGAUCACAGGCACAAUCUUGGAUUUUAAGAUGGUGACUUCCAGUGUCUGGAAAACAGCUGGAAAUGACUAAAUACCAUUCAAUAUGAAUGUUUUCGGAACCAGAAUUACGCCCAGAUGACAGGAAGUGACCAAAUACCAUCCAAAAUGAGUAUCUCCGGAGCCAGAAUAUUGCAAGAAGCUAAAAAUUUACCUCAGACACUAUCAUGAAUUGUAGGAUGGCAACUUCUUAUUUCUGGAAAACAGCCAAAAAUGGCCGCUUUCCGUCUAACAUGAGUAUAUCCGGAUCUAGAAUGAUACACAGCAGCUGAAAUCGACCACAGACCCCAUUUUAGAUUCUAGGUUGGUGACUUCCGGUUCCUGGGAAACAGCCGAAAAUGAUCGCAUAACACCCAAUAUGGGUGUUUCUUCAACCAGAAUGACGCUCAGAGGCCAGAAAUUAUCUUAAAUACCAUUUUGAAAUCCAAGAUGGCAAUUUCCGAUUUGUGAAAACAGCCUAAAAUAACCAAAUAUCAUCCAAUAUGAGUAUCGAUGGAAUCAGAAUGAUGCAAUGAGCUAACAAUUGACCUCAGGCAUCAUUUUGAAUUGCUAAAUGGCAACUUCUAGGAAACAGGCGAAAAUUCCGUAAUCGAGAUGAUGCAUAGAAACCAAACAUGGACCCUGGACACCAUUUUGAAUUUAAGGACGACCACUUUUAGUUUCUGGAAAACAACCAAAAUCACUGAAUACCUCCCAAUAUGGUUAUUUCCGGUGUCAGAUUGAUGCCAGAAAAUCUGCUGAAAAUGGCCGAAUAUCACCCAAUAUGAAUAUAUUCACAAUAAAAGUGAUUUACAAAAGCCAAAAGUCGAGGAUGUUGUCAUUUCGAUAAAACCAAUCAUUUCAAACGAUUUGUUAUUUCACUUAGAUCAUAUCCAGCCUUUAAACACAUCGCAAGAAAUCAAUGAAUUUGGAAAGUUCAAAUAAUACGAUACCACAUUUGAAUUAUGUUGAGGCCACAUAUAUCGAUCAAAACAUGUAUAGUUUCAAAUAGUCUUUGAAAUUCUUUUCUUUUCAUAACUUUUGAGCCAUAUAUCAAAUUGUUAUGAAGUUUGUUUUUUGUAAGUUUGAGAGAUGACUC